This is a messenger RNA of Dendrobium catenatum, 2730 nucleotides long. RefSeq lists its product as uncharacterized. The transcript is spliced from 7 exons. Gene Ontology annotation, biological process: protein transport. The record is from RefSeq and is a predicted model, not a curated record. NCBI's taxonomy places the organism in Eukaryota, Viridiplantae, Streptophyta, Magnoliopsida, Asparagales, Orchidaceae. The coding region runs from base 162 to 1700 and encodes 512 amino acids.
UAUUUCUUCCUUCAGCCUUUUCUUCUCCUACUGCUCCUCCUACAGCUCCUAAGCGAGCAGCCUUUUUCUGAUCGUCUGGAACGCAGCAAGAUACUGUUCGCCGAUCUGAGCCACUUUAGCUUCACCUCGCGUUCAAAGGAUAAGGAGAGAGAAGGAAAAGGAUGUUCGAUAUACUGAUAGGUCGGAAGUUCUCGAACAAAUGCAAGCAUUCGGUGAAAUACAUCAAGUGCAGGAUAGAGACGAUCCGAAAGAAGAAGCAGGUGAUGGUGAGAUAUUUGAAGCAGGACGUUGCCGAUCUCCUCGCCCGUAGCCACGACGCUAAUGCUUUUGGUCGGAUCGAUGCACUUAUUGUUGAAAUAAAUCAUGCAUCUUGCUAUGAUAUGAUUGAGCAAUACUGUGGAUGUCUCCUGGAGAAUAUCUCGACGAUGUGCAAGCAGAGGGAGUGUCCUAAGGAAGCCAUGGAAGCUAUAGCAACUCUGAUUUUUGCUGCUGCCAGAUUCUCAGACUUGCCUGAAUUAGCUGAUCUCAGGAGUGUAUUUACAAAGCGUUAUGGAACUCUGAUGGAAUCUUGCAUCGACAAAGAGUUUGUUGAGAAGAUGCAAAAGAAAUCAUUUUCAAAGAUCAGGAAGCUGCAAUUAAUGGAAGAUAUUGCCCAGGAGUUUUCCGUGAAUUGGAACUCUAAUAUGUUUGAGAACAAAAUGUCGAAUCACUCUGCACCAAGUCAUGGCAAUCCAAUGAAACAUCAACUAGUCAAUAAAGAGAACGAGAAACAGUUUCCCGAGAGAUCUCCGCAGAAGCAUCAAAUACAACCGAAAGAGCAGAUAGAUUUUCAGACAACUCCAACCGAAUUCAAUAUACAUGCACAGGAUAGAACCGAGAAGACCGUAAAGAUGACUGCAGAUGUAUUAGAGGAUGCCAAGUCUGACCACCCUGAUAUAAAGACUAAUUUCAAAACAAAAUACAAAAAUGAAUCAAUAUUUGAUGGCAAUGCACGCGGCACAUUCCAAAGGGUUCAUGAGGGAAUUAAUCUGGUUGCUACUGAAAGGCAACCUUCUACAGACGCUGUGAACAGAGAUUUCAAGGCCAUCAAUACAAUACCUCCUCCAUACACCGAACUACCAGAAUGCUCUAACGGUAACUUCCCAAGCUCUGAAGAUAAGUGGCCUCAUAGACCCCUAAAUGCUUCAGGUCGCAGAACAUUCAAUUCUCAGCCUCCCUACAGGAAACCCAACGUAAGCAAGUCUCCAAACGGCGCUAACUAUGCAAAUCCUGCAGACUAUGAGAAGUCUACUGAAGAUCAGGGUAACGAUCAUUCUGAGGCUUAUUAUGAUCAGCAAGGAAGAGAAAUAACAAGGACGAAUGGCCUCCAUGGUGAGGCUUAUUAUGAUCAGCAAAAAUUCAUCAUAAAACAGGCCUCCAGUAAUCGUCAAAGACAUGGCAGUAGGAGAACUGUACAGGCCACCAAAGAUGGUCGCCGUGACGAGGAGGAAGAGGUUGUGGAUAAACUCCUGAUGCAUUACAGCAAGAAAGGCACAAAUAAUGAACCAAGGAUGACCAGAAGAACCAUGAGAGGAGCUCUUAAAGGUCCCUUAGCUAAUCCUGCAAGGGUUCCAGAGAACCUUGAUGAAGGUAAUAAAUACAACAUAAGAGAAAGAGGCAAAAACAGACAGAAAUUCUGUCUGGUCGGAACUCAAAACUAAUCAAAGAGAUCAUGAAUAGCAGUCAUAUUCUCCUUUGGUUGCCCGAAGACCAUCCAAAAGGAGGAAGAAGGCGUCAUCAUCGUCCGCGAUCCAAAAAAAUAGCCUGCAAGAUUAGAAGCGAGUGACCGAGCCAAAGUAUAGUCCGCCAAAGAAGGAAUCGUGCAUCCGAACAGGGUUUAGCAGCAAAAUGAUGCCACCAACGGACCAGAACACCCAGGGACCAUUCAUAUAAGAGAAGGCAAAAAUUUCCGGGCAAAGAAGCCUUCCAGUUUGCAAAACUUAAUCAGACAAAGAGGAAUUUGGCAAGACAUAGAGUAGUGAGCUUCCCGGAAAAAAGUCAGCCAAAGCACGAGCCAAGAAACAGCAACAGUAACCAAAGAAAACCGUGUAUUAAUAGCAGGUUGGGCAGCAAACAAAUGCCACCAGCAAGCCCAAUCACCAUCGGUCCAGGAAAAAAGACAUCACGUUCAAAACCAAACAUCAAAUUGAGCAAAACCACAGCAAUUCUAUCAGUGAAACAGCAAAACAAAGCCAUAACAGUCAGGUGUAUCUCAGCUGUAAAUGUUCUUUUAUGAAAUUCCAAUAUUUCCAGUUCUCAAGUUUGAGGUAGACAGCUCUAGAAAAAACAGCUCUACCGGAGCUGAUCCAUUUUCCGCCCGCUGUGCAGCUUAUCAGAUUGCUUUUUGGUGGCAACCAGGGCUCUGCUCCUUGGGAUGGCCUGGCUUGUCGUUCUUCUGUUUUGCCUUCAGUUCAGGCUCAGGUGCUUAUUUUGAUCUCUCUGGCAACCAUGGAGGACCGUUAGCUGCUGAUCUAUUCGAUGAUGGUUUGCUUUCCCUGUUAGCUCCAUUUUCCUGAGUCCGAGGUCUUUUCGGCCUAUGCUGGUUUAGUUCUUUUGUUUCUAUUUUUUUGCUUUGUUCUUAGUCUUUCCUGCUUUCUUGAUGUUUGUUUUUCUUGCCCAGUUUUUGUUGUUGGGUAGAAAAACUUUUGUUCCAUUUUGGUUUUAAUAUAAGGGCGAAGCCCCAAAAAUUUC